Molecule: messenger RNA, 873 nt
Organism: Cetraspora pellucida
Lineage: Eukaryota; Fungi; Glomeromycota; Glomeromycetes; Diversisporales; Gigasporaceae
Source: the annotation of a GenBank genome assembly
AUGUCGUCUAAGACCGAACAAGUUAUUUGCAUUACUUCCUGUGACCGUUAUUUGGGAAAUGGAAUCGCUCGCGUCUUACUUAAUGACAGGAAGCAGCAUGGUCAAAAGUAUCAAGUUCGCGUUCUCGCACGUGAUAUCUCUAAUCUGAACGAAUUCAAAAACCUCGGUGCUGAAGUUAUCCAAAUUGAUUAUAAUAAGACUGAGACAAUUGAACGUGCUUUAACCGGUUCUUUAUGGGUUCUUUGGGUCCCUGAGUCGGAUAAUGACCGUCUUAACUUGGCCAAAAUUUUUGCGGAUGCUUGUAAAAAAGUUAGUGUAAGAAACUUGCUCUUUGCUUCAAUACUUGGUGCUGAUGACGCCGAUGAAAAAUGUCUUCGCGAAUUCAGGGAGAUGGAAAGAAAAGCCGAGUCCGUUGUUGAUAACCACUGUAUCCUCAGAUCUGCGUUGUUCGUGCAGUGUCUGCACUAUUUUUCUAAAUGGAUCAUCGAGAAAAAUCAACUUGCCCUUCCAAUUAGACGCGAAAGUCGCAUGGCACCUAUUCAUCUUAACGAUGUUUAUUGCUCAAUCCACCAAAUCAUUUGUGAUGAAAAUGGUCAACUUCGUGACAUGGACAAAGAUCAUCAAAAAAGGCAUUAUACUCUUACCGGUCCGGAAUCUAUCUCCGCCAACACCCUCAUUGAUAUGAUGAAUGUAGUCACCGACGCGAGAGUUGAAUUUAUGGAAAUUAAACGCAGAGAGUGUGAAGAAUAUUUGAGAUCAUGUGAAGAUAAACAAAUGACCGGGCUUACCAAAUUUGGUGAUCAUGAAGAAAACCGCGAAGACUUGUUCCCUACUCCUCCAUGUCCUAACGAUACUGAAAUCGAGACAUUGUAA